This is a messenger RNA of Dendrobium catenatum, 1845 nucleotides long. Its product is annotated as probable serine/threonine-protein kinase PBL3. The record is from RefSeq and is a predicted model, not a curated record. The transcript is spliced from 6 exons. Gene Ontology annotation, biological process: protein phosphorylation. The coding region runs from base 351 to 1631 and encodes 426 amino acids. NCBI's taxonomy places the organism in Eukaryota, Viridiplantae, Streptophyta, Magnoliopsida, Asparagales, Orchidaceae. Gene Ontology annotation, molecular function: protein kinase activity; ATP binding.
UUAUAAUCAGAUUGCGGAGAGAACAGCUGAGAGCACUUUGUCUGCGUUUGCUUCUUCGGAAACGAAGACCGGCUCUUCGACCCCUUUUGAAGUCUCUAAGCUUCCAUUUUUCUAUUUAUCUCUGUCUCGCUGUUGUCUCUUAUCUGCCUUUACCCUGGCCUUCCUCGCCCUAGCUUUCUACCGGUGUUGAAUCUGUGAGGAGGAAAGAAAGAGACAGCAGAAAGAGGGAAAAUCCGGGAUCAAAAAUCUUUUUUUUUUUUAAUUGGUUUGCUCAUCUCCUCGUCUACCAUGCCGAGCUCGAAGCAUCUUUGAAGGCGGUCUUAUAGUUUAGGGUUUAGUAGGAGGAGGCUAUGGGUAACUGUCUCAACCAUGCUUCGAGGGUCGACAGCGCUCGUAGCUCGCAGAAUACUUCAGGCCAGACAAAAACCAUCACCAAGAUAAGCUCAGGCACAGUCCCUUCCACCCUAACUUGUUCAACUGCUUCGAACAUCACUGCAUCCUCAUAUAGUGAAAAACCUGCUUCUGAUGCUCUUAUUACACCGCGAACUGAAGGCGAGAUCUUAGCAUCUUCGAAUUUGAAGGAUUUCACAUUCACUGAAUUGAGAAAUGCCACUAGAAAUUUCCGGCCUGAUAGUCUUCUUGGGGAAGGAGGAUUUGGCUAUGUCUACAAAGGUUGGAUUGAUGAACAAACCUUGGCUGCAUCCAAACCUGGGGUUGGUAGGAUUGUUGCUGUCAAGAAACUGAAACCUGAAGGCUUCCAAGGCCACAAAGAAUGGCUAACUGAGGUUGAUUAUCUAGGACGGCUUCGCCAUCCUAACCUGGUUAAGCUCAUUGGGUACUGUUCAGAAGGUGAUGAUAGGCUACUGGUUUAUGAAUUCAUGCCGAGAGGAAGCCUUGAGAAUCAUCUAUUUAGGAGAAGUGCUGAACCACUUUCAUGGACAAUAAGGAUUAAAGUCGCAGUGGGGGCUGCCAGAGGACUCUCCUUUCUACAUGAUUCUGAAUCGCAAGUCAUAUAUAGGGAUGUCAAGGCUUCAAACAUUCUUCUUGACUCGGAAUUCAAUGCUAAGCUUUCAGACUUUGGCCUUGCAAAAGCUGGCCCAACUGGAGAUAGAACCCAUGUUACUACCCAAGUGAUGGGCACUCAAGGAUAUGCUGCACCUGAAUAUAUUGCCACAGGUAGACUUACAGCGAGGGCUGAUGUGUAUAGCUUCGGUGUUGUUCUGCUAGAAUUAUUGUCUGGUCGUCGGGCUUUUGACAAGAACAAGGUCGGCAUCGAGCAGAAUCUCGUGGACUGGGCAAAACCUUAUCUUGGAGACAAGCGUAAACUAUUCCGAAUCAUGGACACAAAAUUGGAGGGUCAGUACCCGAAGAAAGGUGCCUACACCAUUGCUAAUCUUGCUUUACAGUGCAUCAGUCAUGAAGCCAAGCAGCGGCCGCGAAUGCGGGAAGUUCUUGCCUCAUUACAAUCAUUGCAAGAUGUGAAAGAUGGACCGAAACUGCUGCAAGUAGAACCCAGAGACAUCCCCAUGAAAUUACCAGCAAUAUAUAAGCCUUCUAUUCAGAUGCCAGCAACAGCUAAUGAUGAUGCUUUACCCUUACCAUUCCCAAAGCCUACAACCCCAGUGCGCUGAAAUCUCCACUUUGUAAAUUAUCACUCUUGUUAGAUGACAAUAGGAAGCAGUUUGUGCUUAUUUCCUUUCAGUUGAUUUUCUGUAGUUUUUUUUGGUGGUGGUGAUUCGUAGGAAUUCUUUACUGCUGUUGGCUGAUUCAGCUCUUAAGUGCCAAAAGCACUAAUCUGUUAUGGAAUAUACAAGAGAGUAUCAAUGAUUUGCAGUUUUUAGUUGA